Drosophila ananassae is the source of this 5420-nucleotide messenger RNA. RefSeq names its product 1-phosphatidylinositol 3-phosphate 5-kinase. The transcript is spliced from 5 exons. The record is from RefSeq and is a predicted model, not a curated record. The coding region runs from base 788 to 3016 and encodes 742 amino acids. Gene Ontology annotation, molecular function: RNA polymerase II cis-regulatory region sequence-specific DNA binding; DNA-binding transcription factor activity. Lineage: Eukaryota; Metazoa; Arthropoda; Insecta; Diptera; Drosophilidae. Gene Ontology annotation, biological process: regulation of transcription by RNA polymerase II.
GGCAGCCCCACAAUGAGCGAAUAGCUUUGAGAUACUCAGAUACUGGCGCUCAGUGUGGAUUCGUCUUUUGGCCCAUUCGGAUGUGGCCACCGCGCGCGCCUUGUCCGCUGGCAGUUUUAUUAUUAUUGUUGUUAUUAUUUGGGCCCUAACUCUUGCUCGCUGCGCUUGCCCUUUCGUUUUCGUUACUCGGUUACUCGGUUACUCGGUUUUCGGUUGUCAGUUGUCAGUUGGCUGUUGGCUGUCGGUUAUUGUCGCGUUGUGUUUGUGCAUCCGUCUUGUUAUAAUUGUUGUUGUUGUGUUCCAGUUGCAGUUUGUGGGAGGUUAGUUGAGUUGUUGGAUAAUGCGCGGCUCCAAAGUGUACGCAAAUUGCAAAAGCAAUACCUAUACUACCAUCCUUACCCCAUCAGCGACAUCACCCCCAUUGAGAAACAUAGAUCCAAGAACUGCAAUGCCCCCCAUGCCCAUGCCCCACUCUGUGUGCGUCGUGUCUGCAAGUGUAUGUGUGAGUGUGAGAGAGCGAGUGAGCUAUGUAUGUAUGUGUGUGUUAGAAUGCACCUUGUGGUAUUUUGAAAUCUAAAAUUGCCAAACACCUAGCGCGUUUCUUUUUUUUCGUUCGAGAGCAUUGCAAAAGACUCCAGCUGUGCUAAUGCUGAGCCAAAAACGACCUGAAACUGAAAAAAAGACAAAAAACAAAGGCUAGAAAAGAUACAAACUGAAAGAAGAAAAAAAAAAGAACUGAAACUGAAAAUUCAGAAGCCAAGGCUGUCUCUCUAUUUUAGCGGUGUAUAUGAUUGCAUUGCAGAUGGCCGAAACGAUCAGCACAGCGGCCAGCGGAAUGGAGCUGGCCCUGAAGGACCCCAGCCCCACGGUGGGCGGGGGCAUCAUCGUGGAUAUGACGCCCACUGCGGCGGCUCUGUUGCAUCACAACGCCAUGGCGCUGCGCAGCCUGAAGGAGGCUGCCAGCUCGGCCUCCGCCUCGGAAUCGGAGCUCCAGGAGCCGCGCUCCCCAACUCCCACGCCCACGAAUCUCAGCACCGCCCCUCACUCGCCGCCCAUGACAUUUCGCUGCGAGCGAUGCGACAGUUUCGAGACCAGCUCCCGUGCCUCCCUGCUCCUUCAUGUGGUGCAAUGCCUGGCCGGUCAGGCGGCAGCUGCUGCUGCGGCUGCGGCGGCCACGGCGCGUCUCAAGUCGGAGGAUCUGCAGGAGCCGGAGAACAUGAGCUUGGGUCACAUGGAAGGUGGUGGCGGCGGCAAGGGAGAUCGCGAUAAUCAGUCCGGAAAUGGUAAUGGCUCCAGCUCCUCGGCCAGCUCGUCGCCGGCCGGAAACAGUGGCAGUGGCAGCAGUUCCCGCAAAGUGUUCGAGUGCGACGUGUGCAACAUGAAGUUCUCCAACGGAGCCAACAUGCGGCGCCACAAGAUGCGACACACGGGCGUCAAGCCGUACGAGUGCCGGGUGUGCCAGAAGCGGUUCUUCCGCAAGGAUCACCUGGCGGAGCACUUCACCACGCACACCAAGACGCUGCCCUACCACUGCCCCAUCUGCAAUCGGGGCUUCCAGCGACAGAUCGCGAUGCGGGCCCACUUCCAGAACGAGCACGUGGGCCAGCACGACCUGGUGAAGACCUGCCCGCUCUGCAGCUACCGCGCCGGAUCGAUGAAGUCCCUGAGAAUUCACUUCUUCAAUCGACACGGCAUCGAUCUGGAUAAUCCGGGACCGGGUGGUACCUCUUCCCUGUUGCUGGCCCUCGAAUCACAGGCAUCGGCGGCGGCGGCAGCAGCAGCAGCCAGUUACGUGCCUCCAGGACUCAGUCCGGUGCCGGUGCAAUCUCAAUCCCAGCAGCAGCAACAGGCGCCGGUUGCACCGCCGGCCAGCGAUAGUGGGGAGUCGAUGCGAUCCCUGGAGAAUGCCACGCCUCCGAUGCACUUCCUCACGCCGCACGUAGAGAUCUCGACGCUGGGGGAGAGUGGCAAUACGGAGCUGUUCAAUUUGAUUUGCGUUUGGCGUGAAUCUGCAUUACAGGCCAACAACAACAAUAACAACAACAAUAGCAAUAACAACAACAACAACAACUGCAUUACCAACAACAAUAACAACAACAACAAUAGCAGUAACAACAACAACAACAACCACAACCAUAAUGGCAGCAGUAACAACUCCAUUAGCAAUGGAAAUGGAAGUGCCGAGUCCAAUGCCGAUAAGGUGAAAGAUCGAGCCCUGAUCAUGCAAUCGCCAGUGGAGCUGCCCAUGGAUUGCAACACAAAGGCCACGCCCAUCACAUCCAGCACCACGGCCAGCAGCCUGAGUGCUGGUUUAAAGAGCCACCAUCUCCACCAUCAUCAUCACCAUCACGAGAAUCACAUAACGCCUUCAAUCAGUCUGAUACCGAUUAAGCAGGAGCCCAUGUCUGAGGAUGUGGAUAAGAAGGACCUGAUGAAUGGCAGUGAUCCCAGCAGCGACUCCGAGCAGGCUUCCAACAAUAACAACAACAACAUCAACAGUUGCAACAACAACAGAAUCACCUCACUGAUUAAGGUCUCGCCACUUAAGUCGCUCCUGCGCGAAGAUCUAAAGCGUCGUAUCUGCGCCAAGGCCAACAACCGGAUUACCCGAAAUGCCACACCCCUGGAGAACAACAACAACACAGUGCUGUCCAAUAGCCUCAGUAACGGAUCCGGCAAUGGAUCGACCGGAGUUAAUGGCGGCAGUGCUGGUAGCGGAUCCGGAGGAACUGGACAACCCACACCGGCCACACCCAAUGCCAGCAACGGUCUCAAUUCGACGCCCAUCUGCAACGGGACGAUCACCUCGACCGGACAGGAUGGGGAUUUGUUGCUCAACCGGAAGCUGAUACUCACCUGCCACUUCUGCGGCAUCGAGUUCCCCGACGAGACACUGUACUUCCUGCACAAGGGCUGCCACUGCGACAGCAAUCCGUGGCGGUGCAACAUCUGUGGCGAGCAGCUCAACAACGUCUACGAGUUCAACUCUCACCUGCUGAGCAAGAGCCACCAAUAGCAGCCACAGUUGGCCGGCAAGUAGGCGGGAGCUUGCCGGCUCAGUAAGAGGAGGAUCAAGAUCAAGAUCAGGAUCGAAGUAGAGAUUUGGAUUCGGAUCCAAAUGAUUCGGAAUAUUUACUUAGCUCAAUUUUGAGAGAUUUUCCACAACCAGGCACACAGUUAAGCUCAGAGCAAAUUAUAUACUUACCAUCUAGUUCUACGAUUACACUUACGUCUACGUUACAUAUAUAUAUACAAAUAUAUAUGUAUAUAUAUACUUAUAUAUAGUUAGAGAUAACUCAUCAUAUUUUUAUGAUCUGCAUGCAGAGAGUAUGAAAAAUCAAAUGAGAGCUACGUAGUUACCUAAUCCCUUAAACGAAAGUCGGAACGGAAGAAAGUCUAAAGGUUUUUGCGCGAAAACGUUUAACGUUUCGAAAUUGUAUUGAGAUAUGAAGAAGGAAAAUCAAAACGAUAGGCGGAAAAGAAUGCAAUAUGGUUAUAUUAUAUAGCUUCCCGAAUGAAAAAAAACCCUGUUAUGUAGUCUUAUUAUGCCCUAGGUUUUAUAGUUAUAGUGUUUAAGUACUUGGCAAUAAUUUCCAGCCGGUUCAACUGGCCAGCAACGUUACACACAUAUGUAAGUCCGCUUAAGUCGGUUUAGUGCAUUAUAUAUACAUAAUUAUAUAUAUAGCUUCGGUUCGCCUUAAAGGUGGCACUUUAUGGUUUUCAACAUCCAAAAAAACACACACAUACUAUAUAUAUUUGAUUAUAUAAUGUAUAUGCCUAAAAGGGAUUCAUCGAAGGGCUUUAAAUUUGUUAUGUUUUCAGAGUUUAAUACGAGAGCAGCAAGUUUAAUUAUAGAAGCUACAUAUAUCUAUAUACAAGAAAAUGUUAAAUAUACAGGAUAUAUAUACGUACAUAGCCAGGUUACAUAAACACACACACACACACUCACUGUCACUCUUACACAGAUACAGAUACAUAGCAACAGAUACAAAUCCAGAUUCAGAUUCAGAUUCUUUUAGCUUAGCAAGAGGUUAACGAAUUUUGAAUUAAAUUAUUAUACUCGUACCUUUUAUAUAGCUCUUAGUUCGAAUAACUAAUCUAACACAGUAACAAAAAAGUAAAAGUUAAAAAAACACAUUUUCGAAUAAUCGCACAGUGCUGCUAGUAAGUUUGCAUACAACGGAAAAAAUUUCAAAAAAAAAAGAAAAUAAAAAAGCAGGAAAGCAGCUGCGGCAAAGCAUAGGAACAUUUUUUAAAAACAAGCAAGACAAAAAACAAAAAAUGCAAAAAUUACAAUUGUGAUACGAAAUUGUUGUAAAUAAUUGGUAAAUCGAAAUAUGAGUAACAUGAACUUUAUUAUUUUAGAGGAAUGGAAAGAAAAACUAUGCCUUAGAUGCCUAUGAUAUAGCAUUACAUAAGUACAUACAUAAAAAAAAAAAACAUACUGAUAUCUACUUCUAUACGAUACGAGCGAUCACUGUACAAACAACCAACUGGACAAAAAAAACUGUUGAUUAGUAUAGUUAACUUUAGUGUAAAUCAAAAUUUGCCACCCAAUCCCGUCCCCCGAUCCCGUCCUGUUUCCCAUCCUUGCCACUCCCCCCAGGCCCCAGGUUGUAUGCAGCCAGCAAGGCGCCACUGUGCGCCAAAAUUUUACUUCAGAUUAACAUCCGUCCAUGAUGUUCACAAAAAAAUAAAAAAAUUAAGAAUUAAAAAAAAAAUUUAGGGCUGAUAGCAAAUGAUGUAACACACACACUCUUAUGUAUAACCAUAAUGCUUAUGUAAACCAAGAGAAAAUUAUGUUUAGAUUCCCCGAUCUACCAUCUUCUUUGGUUGUUAUUGAUCUUUACUUAUAGAUAGAAUUAAUUUUUUAGUCGAAGGUUUUUGUUAAUCAUGUUUUUGUUGUUCAUCGUUAGCAGCACUUGCGCACAUUAUGUACAUUAUAUUUUUAUUAUAGACCUGCCCUCCCUCCCUCCUUCUACUUGUAGACAUUAUUAUGAAUCACCUUAUUAUUUUUUUCGCUCUUCUCUAGCCAAUUCACACGUGUAAAAAAUGGUUUGUUGUGUUCAAUUAAUAUAUAUAUUUAAUACUUAAUACUUUGUUAAUAAAACACUAGCAUCUAGCAUCCAAGUUGUUAAACAAAUCAAUCCAUUUUCGAAAUCAAAAGGCGUAUAACGUUGAAUGUAACAAUUGAGCAAUUUUUAGCUGAACUUUCAUGUUAAAUUUUAAUAGAUUUAAAACAAAAACUCGAUAGCAGAACAUAACAAAAAAAAAAAAAAAACAAAAGAAUAAGAAAAGAGAAAACACCAAAUGGAUUAAGAACAGAAACAAAACAUUUACUUAAUUAGUGAUUAUAAUUCUAGCUACAACAAAAAAGGCAUGUUAAUUUUUUAGAAAUAAAAAUGGUUUAAAACAACAAA